Messenger RNA from Caenorhabditis angaria, 650 nucleotides. The record is from the annotation of a GenBank genome assembly. Lineage: Eukaryota; Metazoa; Nematoda; Chromadorea; Rhabditida; Rhabditidae.
AUGUUAUACAUAUUUCUAGUGUUAAUUUUGAUUCAAACCGUUUCCGGGGCUGGUGAUAUUGAAGUUGAAUCAUCUGUUGCUAACAGGUAAAUUAUUUUCGAAAAAAAGAAUUGAACGUGCGUUUUGAAAAAAAUAAUUAUUUUAGAUCGAUUGCUAUCAAAGGACAACUUUUCUGUGGUAAGAAGCCUUUCGAGGGUGCCAAAAUCCGACUUUAUCGAGUUUUCCAAGCCAACAAGGAAGAUAGUAAGAAUCCUGCGUAAUACAAGAAAAGCAUUCCCAUUUUUAAAUUUUCAGAUCUUGCUGAAAUUCUCGACAGCAAACAAACUUAUGUAACCGGAAUGUUCCAAUUGGAAGGAAACACUGAAAAACGCGACAGAACCAAGACUGAAAUUCAACCAUUUGUCACAAUUCAUCACAAUUGCGAUAUGGACAAUAAAGAAACUGCUAAUGUAGGAUUUUCAAAGCAGAUUCAUCAUUGAAAAAUCCAUGAAAAUUUUCAGCAAGGAUACAAACGCUGGCAAGUUCAAAUUCCACAAGAUUAUGUUACUUUGGGAGUAAAGGCAAGAAAAACAUAUGAUUUUGGAAAAAUCAAUCUUCAACUUGAAUUUCCUGGAGAGUCGUAUGACAAGAAUUUCAAAUUCAAUGAUUAA